UCUCGUCACUCACUUUUCCACGCCAUGUGGGUUCUAAUAUUUGCAGGUCUCUUAGCGGUCUCUGUUGGUAAGGAGACCGCCACAAAUGUAGCCGAGAAACCAGAAACAGCGAAAGCAGAGGAGCUCGUUCUUUUGGAAAUAGAUGUCAAAGAGCCUGCCAAAAGGUCACCACUUUCGGCAAGUGGAGUUUAUGGAGCAUCACCAAAUCAAUAUAUUAUUAGGCACGGUGACGACGCACAAGAGUUGGCACCAGAAUACUUAGCUCUCCUGCAACAAACGUACACUCAACAGCAACCACAACAGUUUGCUCAGAACAAUCCGCCACAACCCCGAAAGCCUCUAUCGCCAUUUGCUAGACAACAGCAGCAACUGCAGACCGCUUAUCAAAAUCGCCGAGUCCCUGCAAUCGCACCACCGAGACCUCGAGUUCAACUCCAUCCUCAAGCUUUGGCUCAAGCCGAAUAUGCCGCCGAACUCCAAGCUCAACAAGAUGCCCAUGAUCGGGCCGAAGCUCGUGCUAGAUUGAGGGCCAGUGCAACCGAUUCCAACUACCAAACUGCGGCAUAUCCGGAACAAAAAUUGGGAACCUUCGAGCAGGAACUCCUUCAACUCGUUUCUGCGAAUCAAGCGCAGGAAUUCAAGUUGGCAGCCGCGCAGCCAAAUAGACCAGCUCCCCAAGCCUACCAACCCCAAUACUCCCAACAGCAGUUGGUCAACUACCAACAACAACAACCGCAAUACGUGAAGCCAACCGUCGAACCCCAACUUCCUGAACAGUACCACAUCGAAACCUCCGCACCCAGAUACCAACAGCCGGAGCAAUUGGCAGCCUAUCAACCCCAACAACCGCAACAACUCGCCUACCACCGAACCGUUCCCAUCCAAACCGACUACGUCAAACCCACCAAACAAUACCGCCCCACUCCCGCUCCCCAAUACGAAUACAGCGGUCAAGGCCAAGCCCAAAACUACGGCUACUCCAACGAAGACGUCGCUCAAGCCCAAGCAGCAGCCCAAGCCGCCGCCCUCGCCUUCCAAAAAAUCACCCAAGCCUCCCACACCAAGCACCAAUCCGACGCCCUCGAGCAAAUCCGCAUCACCGAGGAGAACUUUCGCCAACAGACAGCCCUCGAGAAAAUCAAGGAAGGCGAACAAGUAAGUGAAGCCGGCAAAGUCCACAUCGAAGAGCAGUACCAACCAAAGGACCCCGAAGCCGCCUAUCGCGCCCAAAUCAAAGCCCAAGCCACCGCCGAGGCCGCAGCCGCCCGUCGCGCCCAAGAAGCCGCCGAAUUCAAAGCCCACGCCGACGCCAUCCUCGUGGUCCAGGCCCAACAACAACAACACGUCAAGGCCCAAGAGCAGGCCCACCAGAACGCCCUCAACUUCGAGCGCAACCAAAUUCACGCCCAAGAGCAAGCCCAGGCCCUCGCCAACGCCCAAGCCCUAGCCCUCUACAAAGCCCAUCAGGCCCAACGCGCCAAAGCCAAUUCCGAAAUCCAAACCGUCGCUCGCGCUCAAGCCAACGCCAGGAAAACCGACCCCGACCACGUUCCCGCCGUCCAGUACCUUCUCCCCAAUCCCGAAACACUCCCCCAACAAAACUCCUUUUUCACCAACGAUCAAAAUCAAAAAUACCAAGCCUCUGGCUCAUCCUACGUUCCACGAUCAGCCCCAAAACCACCACCACAAGAAACUAAUCAAGAAUCCCCCGACACCGAAUACUCCCAACCAAUCAUCAAUCAACCCCGUCAGGCCCACAAACACAAAAUUCCCGCUCAAUCCUACGUCUCACAAUCCGGCCUCUUGAAGAAAGCCCCCGUUAAAUCCCUCACCAUCGAAGAUAUCAUCGACACCACCCAAAGUCGAACCCCCCAAUUCGUUCGUAUUCCCAGUUCAAAAAUCCAAACCCUCACCCAACAGGAUUUGGCCUCACUCAUCAACGCCGGCUACACUGUCACUCCAGUUCCAGAAACAACGAAACCCACCCGACGACCAUACGCUGUCGAGAGUACAUCCGCUGGUUAUUAUCUCAAGAAACAACGAAAUCAACCCGUCCAACGACCCGAGUACAUCGCAUUCGAGGAGGUUAUUUCACGACCAAGGCCAAUUAGGAAAAAUCGUCCAAUAUUGAGACAAGAGGAGAAUGAUAGCGAGGCUAGUGAAAAAGUUACUUUCUUAGUGCCUGUUGAACCUGUCUAUGGUACCAGGCAAGUAUCUCAAUCUGCGCAAAAUUAGGGAAACAUUUUUUUUUGUAAUCAUCCUAUGGCGUCAAUAUGUAAAAAUGGUAAUAAACAAUUAUUGUUAAAUUACGAUUUUAUUGUGAAGAGAAAAAUUCAGUCAUUGUGUACUUUUAGUCACUAUUAUUGAGAAUAUACUGUUGAUAAUUUUUUAAUAUAUUAUUUAAAUAAUAUGUAUAUUUUUUCUAAAUAAUUCAAUUGUUAUCUCUAUGUAUAUUUCAAUGUCCACUCUUUCUUUAAAUUUCUUUCUUUUUGAAUUUUUAAGUUGAAAAUAACUGAUUUAGGAGAAGAAAAAAGUCAACAACAUUUCGAUCAAUGUUGAAUAAAAAUAAUGCCAAUAUUGCCCAACGAAUAAUGUUGAGGACAAUUUUGCCCUGUGAAAAUGUUGCCGGGGAAUAUUUUUUUUUUUUUGAUAAUUUUUUGUACUAAUUAGGUAUCAAUCAGUUGAAAAUUAUUUAUUCAGAAGAGUAAAACUAAAUCGAUGAUUCAUAUUUCAACUUAUUGUUUAGUUAAAAAGAAAUGUUGUCAGUAGAACUACUGACUAUCAGUAAAAAAAUAACUGAUUAUCAAUAAAAUACUCAUUAUCAAUCAAAAUCACUGAUUGUCAUAAAAAAACACUGAUUAUCAAUCAAAAUAACUGAUUUUCAGUAUAUAUAACUGAUUAGCAGGAAAUAUAACUGACUGUCAGUGAAAAAUACUGAUUAUCAAUGAAAAUAACUGAUUUUCAGUAUAUAUAACUGACUGUCAGUAAAAAUACUGAUUAUCAACCAAAAUAACUGAUUUUCAGUAAAUAUAACUGACUGUCAGUAAAAAUACUGAUUAUCAACCAAAAUAACUGAUUUUCAGUAAAUAUAACUGACUGUCAGAAAGAAAUACUGAUUGUCAAUAAAAAUAA
Leptopilina heterotoma is the source of this 3132-nucleotide messenger RNA. Its product is annotated as mediator of RNA polymerase II transcription subunit 15-like. The transcript has 3 exons. The record is from RefSeq and is a predicted model, not a curated record. Lineage: Eukaryota; Metazoa; Arthropoda; Insecta; Hymenoptera; Figitidae. Bases 25 to 2235 code for a protein of 736 amino acids.